AUCCGGAAACGCUCGAGGCGAAGCGAAGGAAGAAGAGAUCAGUGCAUGGCGUCGGGUGUUUGGUACCCGGAUCGUGUUUGAGAUUUGCCUUUGAGGCACUAAUUUGACGCAGCGUUUGUGGGAGUGCAGAGUUUCUUUAUCCUGACGCCGGUUCAAGUAACUCACGAGGGAUGAGUGACCGCGAGGGUAGUCCUGACCAAUCCAACCACAGCCCCAAACCCAUUGUGCGGAGCCCCUCGCCACACAGUCGGUCAAGAUCGAGGGACCGCAGUCGUUCCUUGUCAGGGGAUCGGGGGGCUCGCAAGGCUAGAGAUUUUUCUAGAUCAAGGAGCCCAACAUCUCCUGGCAAGUCACGCAGGAUGUCGUCCUACACUAGAAGAUCUCGAACAAGGUCUCGCUCACCUAGGCGAUACCGUGCCAAAUAUUCUCACUCAAGAUCCCGCUCCUACAGUCCUCGUGGAGGUCCUGGCAGAGGUAGCAGUAGCCGUUAUUACAGUGGAUACAGUGACCGUCGCAAAGAAUUCUACCGAAGCCACUCACGGAGUCCUAUGUCCAAUAGGCGUAGGCAUGUUGGCAACAGGGAUAAUCCCGCUCCCAGCCGCUGCCUAGGUGUCUUUGGAUUAAGCAUCUAUACAACUGAGCAGCAAAUGCAUCACAUAUUUUCACAGUACGGCCCUGUUGAGAGGGUUCAAGUAGUCAUAGACGCCAAGACUGGUCGCUCCCGAGGUUUCUCGUUCGUCUACUUCAAAAGUCACGAAGAUGCCAAAGCUGCCAAGGAACAGUGUUCAGGAAUGGAAAUUGAUGGAAGGCGAAUCCGAGUAGACUACUCGAUCACACAGCGUGCCCACACCCCUACGCCCGGCAUCUACAUGGGCAAACCUACUUACCGCAGCGCCCCUGACAGGUGGGGAGGCAGUGGCGGCAGUGGGGGCGACGGUGGCGGAGGCGGCGGCGGCGGUGGUAGGGGUGGUGGUGGCAGGGGCGGCGGCGGCGGUGGUGGCCGAGGAGGGGGUGGAGGCGACUACUAUGGCGGCGGUGGCGGCGGGGGAGGCGGCGGCGGGGGCGGAGGCUACCGAGGCAGCUACAGAGAGAGGUCACCAUCCCCCUAUUACAGCAGGAGACGGCGCUAUGAGCGUUCUCACUCUCGCUCUUACUCUCCACGUCGGUAUUAAGGGCCCCGGUGCAGCAAGCAACUGUAAAAGUGGAACUCCAGUUUAUUUUGCUUUCUCCUAAAUGUUUCAGUUUAAAUGUUAAACUACUGACAUUUUAACUUGCACUGUUGUAAGAAUUUACUUAGCAGUUCGUACUGAUUAUGUUUAGUAAUAUGAGAAUAGUAGAUGGGGAAUGGAUUACAAUUAGAAACCGCUAUUAGAUAGGCACCUUCCAUCGCCAUUCCCUUUUCCCCUUCUCUUUUGUGUUUUUAAUUUAUAGAAUGACAGGGUUUUCUCCCUAUAAAAGCAUCUAUUAUCUUAGGUUGGUCUUCAAAAUGUAUUUUUUUGAUGUGAAGUUUUAAGCUGGAAAUUUAAGUAAUGAAUGCGAGUCUUUCAUUUUAAGCCUACAUUGUGUGAUGAAUGUUCUUCAAUUAAUUUUCUCAAUGGUGUAUGCUUUCUUUAGCAAUACACACAAUCAAAUCAUCAGUUACUCAGCAUUUAAUUUUUCUGUAGAGUGCAUCACAUUUCCUAUUCAUCCUGUGCAUUCUGUUCAUUGGUUCGUUUUAUACCAAGUCCCAUUAUUUCAUGGAAGGAUUGUAAUUAGUCUAGAAUAAAGUUUGUCCUAUGGCACAUACUAACCUGGUUGUUUGUUUUUAUUUUUGUAAGGUUAUGAAGCAAGAGGUAUUGGAUGAAGUUAGAAGUUUGAAGUUUGAGCACAAUAGCACGUUCUCUGGGGCAAGAAUGAAAUCGAGUCAAGUUGACUUCUGAAGCUCGUGAGGCCCUGAGUGGGCGAAAAAUCGUCUUGCUGGUUGAAGUUUGAAGAAAGAAAAAGAUUCAAGUUCAAUUAUGAAGACGUAAAGUAGUUCAAGACUGAAGCCAUCUUACUGGGCUGAUUAGGAAGAGGGUUGUUUAUUUAGACCAAAAUUUCCAACUGCUCAGUGCCAGUUCAAGUGAGGACUGAACUUAGCACUUCACCAAAAUUUGGGUCAGAUCAGUUUGUGGGGAAGUGCUGAGGUGCAAGACUUACAUUUUGAGUUUUUACUGUGACUCUAAGUGUAGGACUUCAUUUCUCUGGUAAGUCAACUCAUCCUGAAUUCCUUUGCUUUAUGCCAUAACUAUUUUGAGAAUACUUUGGCAAGUGGAUUUUGAAAAACACGUUCCUUGCAUCAUUUUUCUCAUGAAAGUGUGAGGUACUUAAAAUUGUGUUGCCAUUAUAUUGGCCUGCAUGUUUUGUCAAAUGUUCCUUGCCAAGUGUUUGACAUUUUAUAACACUGUCAGGAUGGUCAUCGUUGUUUGCAGAACAGGAUCUCUACCGUAUGGUAUGAUUUAGCCAAAGUUAAUAAAUUUUCAUUUUCGUCA
Molecule: messenger RNA, 2510 nt
Organism: Thrips palmi
Lineage: Eukaryota; Metazoa; Arthropoda; Insecta; Thysanoptera; Thripidae
Product: transformer-2 protein homolog alpha-like
Exons: 7
Coding region: 171-1172 (333 amino acids)
Biological process (GO): positive regulation of mRNA splicing, via spliceosome
Cellular component (GO): spliceosomal complex
Molecular function (GO): RNA binding
Source: RefSeq, a predicted model, not a curated record